Molecule: messenger RNA, 1946 nt
Organism: Branchiostoma belcheri (Belcher's lancelet)
Lineage: Eukaryota; Metazoa; Chordata; Leptocardii; Amphioxiformes; Branchiostomatidae
Product: carbohydrate sulfotransferase 12-like
Exons: 7
Coding region: 247-1347 (366 amino acids)
Biological process (GO): carbohydrate biosynthetic process
Cellular component (GO): membrane
Molecular function (GO): sulfotransferase activity
Source: RefSeq, a predicted model, not a curated record
GAGCCACUACAAUAGUGAACAGGACGGUAAGAACACGGCUCAAUUCAGAGACAUAGGAACAUUUUAACACUGCAGGUGUCAAAGCAAAACGACAAUUGAAGACUUUGUGCAAUCCAGAUCGCUCCUCGCAGAAUCUACUUUGGACGAACUAAGUGCGACGUGUUGAAUCGUAGGCAAAUCUGUCACUUACACUCAAUUCAUCAUCUUAGUUUUAAAAAGACAAGCCAACGUUAUUAUAUAAUAAAGAUGGUUUCUUUUUGGUCGACUUCCAAAUUCCUAUUUCUGUCCAUUUUGAUUCUGAGUACUGGAGCCGCCUACCUGUACAUCAGCUACAGCAGAGGAGAUCUGUCAUUAAAUAAAAUGGUGUCUGGUGCACUGGCCAGCUAUAGGGAAAGGGACGACUGGGGUAACUUAGCAGAAGCUGAGAAGGAACAAUCCCGCAGACUUGCCACGUUAAAAGCAUACUGUAAGAAGAAUCUCUCAAUGGUUGAGCUUUCAAAAAGCAAACAUGAAGGUCAUGUAUAUUUUUAUGAUAAUAUCAAAACAAUCUACUGCUAUAUCCCUAAAGUCGGGUGCAAAACAAUGAAACUCCUAUUCUACAAUCUAGAGCACAAUGAAACCUUACGUUUAAACACUGAUGGUACUGCUGAACUGCGACCAAAGAUAGAUAACUUUACGGAUCCUAAGUUACGUAGGUCUGGUUAUAUACACAGCCGAGGUUUCAAAACUUUCAAUCACUACAGCAAGGAAGAAGUAGGUCUGCGCCUUGCAACCUACAAAAAGAUCAUCGUCGUCCGUGAUCCUUUGGAAAGGUUGGCAUCUGCGUGGCUUGGCAAAUUCGUCACGUUGCCAGAAACAUCCGGCUUUUUGGGAUGGACCAAGGGUUUAAAUCAACGCCUGAGAAAAUAUCAAGAGAGUAACUUAACAAACAAGUCGAACAAUGUAAAGGACGAAGGGACAUUCAACGUCACAAAACGGGUGUCUUUCCGAGAUUUCCUCUUCAGCGUAUCCAAGAGGAUAAUAAUCGACAAUGAGCACUGGAUGUCAUUCAGCAGGCUCUGCCUACCAUGCCAGAUUGACUACGACUUUAUAGCACACAUGGACACGGUUGCGUCAGAUGUUCGACUUUUUGUAAAGAAGUACAACAUCACAGCGAAUGAAGAGGUUCUGCCGGAACAACGGCGGAGGCACGUUCACGAUGACAACGUUUUCAAUAAAAUCUACGCGCAAGUCCCGAUAGAAGAAAUCCUGCCUCUCCGAGAGACCUUCCAAGAGGACUUUGAUAUGUUCGGAUACUCCUUUGAACAGGAUUUGAUAAAGAUACUACAAGGAAAGUCCACGGGGUAGUCUAGCAAACCUUCUUGUUUCUGGAAAAGCUCCACGUCAUCGGAUAUAACAACUAAGACGCGCAAAUUAUGAACGUUCGAAGCUGUUUUAACAACAUCUUUUUCCAAGUCUCGAUACUAGAGAUAUUACUAAUCUGCCUCUUUACUAAAAUUUAAAACGAUUUUUAAACCCUUUAGAAGGUGCUUUAACAAAGAUAGCUAAGGCACACCGGAAAGGUUUUUACCUUAGAACCAACAUUAGUACGUAUAGUUAAAAAGUGGCACGUCUUAACUCUACCGAUGUUAAUACCAGAAGCCGGACCUUACAGUCAGGCCUAUUUGUAUUACCUUAUUUUAGUACACAUGCUGGUAUCAAGUGCCUUACAAACAGUCCUAUUAGCAAACCUUCAUGCUAGUAUAGUUCAGAACUGUUGUAUCCUGUAUAGUAUAAGUAGCCAGGUAUUAUUAGUACAAUAUAUAUAACUUUGGUUUCAACCAAUAUAGUAGCAGCCCUUUUUGCAAUUCCUCAUUUUCGUUAGUUUAAAACGCUUGUUGGUAUAUAAGUGCGUGUUAGUACAUUAUCGCAUAUGUUAGCAUCUUAUAUAUCACUUUUCUGAUAGA